Dioscorea cayenensis subsp. rotundata (Guinea yam) is the source of this 3203-nucleotide messenger RNA. Its product is annotated as katanin p80 WD40 repeat-containing subunit B1 homolog KTN80.1-like. The coding region runs from base 321 to 2717 and encodes 798 amino acids. The record is from RefSeq and is a predicted model, not a curated record. NCBI's taxonomy places the organism in Eukaryota, Viridiplantae, Streptophyta, Magnoliopsida, Dioscoreales, Dioscoreaceae. Gene Ontology annotation, molecular function: microtubule binding. The transcript is spliced from 18 exons. Gene Ontology annotation, cellular component: katanin complex. Gene Ontology annotation, biological process: microtubule depolymerization; microtubule severing.
CACAACCUGUACACCAGUGAUUGAAACGGUGGAAGCACACGAUUCUAGAAGCAUUUUCACCAAUUCCCAGCAGCACCACACCUCUUUUCCUUUCUCUCUUUCCCUUCUCUUGGUCAAAACAGUCAAACUGUACCACACUCCCUCUCUUUCUUGUUCCAAGCCUCCAAUGGCAGAGCUCUGAUAACUCCGGUCACUGCCGCGCAACCCCCGAAGCAUCCGAUUUGGCAUUUCAAGAGGCUGACCACCUUCCAUUAGCACUAGCUUGACUUGUUGCGGCUUUUGAUGAGAAGAUCUGCCACGAAUCAGAAUCACCGAUUAAGAUGGCGAAGCGUGGACAUAAGCACCAGGAGUUUGUAGCGCAUACAUCUGGUGUCAAUUGUUUAAGUAUUGGGAAGAAAUCAUGCAGAGUGUUUAUCACUGGGGGAGAAGAUCGCAAGGUGAACCUAUGGGCAUUUGGCAAACCAACCCCUUUAUUGAGCUUGUCUGGUAGCACAAGCCCAAUUGAAUCAGUAUCCUUUGACCCCACCGAGGUAUUAGUGCUUGCAGGAUCCUUUAAUGGCACUAUCAAGCUUUGGGACUUGGAAGAGGCAAAAAUGGUGCGGACAGUUAAUGGUCACAGAUCCAGUUGCACAUCUGUUGGAUUUCAUCCGUUUGGUGAAUUCUUUGCGUCUGGUUCUUUGGACACUGAUCUUAAGAUCUGGGAUAUUAGGAAAAAGGAAUGUAUUCACACAUACAAGGGCCAUACACGAGGAGUUCGAACAAUAAGAUUCACUCCAGAUGGUCGGUGGGUAGUUACUGGUGGAGAAGAUAAUAUUGUCAAGUUAUGGGAUUUAACUGCAGGGAAACUUUUGCAUGAGUUUAAGUUCCACAAUGGACAGAUUCGGUGCAUAGAUUUCCAUCCUCAGGAGUUUCUUCUCGCAACGGGUGCAGCAGAUCGAACUGUAAAAUUUUGGGAUUUAGAGACAUUUGAGCUUAUAGGAUCUGCCGGACCUGAGUCUUCAGGGAUACGCUCUAUGAUCUUUCAUCCUGAUGGAAGAACCCUGUUGUGUGGGUUGGAUGAAAAUCUGAAGGUUUUCUCAUGGGAACCCAUAAUAUGCCAUGAUGCUGUUGAGAUGGAGUGGUGCACUUUGGCUGAUCUCUGUAUUUAUGAAGGAAAACUUUUUGGUUGCUCCUACCGGCAAAGCUGCAUUGGAGUUUGGAUUGCAGAUAUAACGCUCAUUAGGCCAUAUGCAGUUGGCGUGAUGCAUAAGGUGGAUGAUCUUAUGGAACCUAUAUAUAGCCAUGAUAAAAAUCACUCCGUUGAGCCAUUUGUGAGCAUUUCAAAAUCAAGUCCCCUGAUUGCUGCUGAACAUCUGCAAUGUGAAUCUAAAGCCGAAGAUCUACUUAAAAGAUCAUUCAUGAUUUCUAAUCAAUGUGGUGAAUGCACCCCUAAGGCAGUAGAGUCCAUAUAUGCAUCAAGUAAUGCACUGAUAAGUUCCACUGAACUCAAAAGUAAAAGAGCUAGUGUAAGCCUUCACAGUGAUCCACCAAAAAGUCAUUCGAAAUCUUCGGCAGGAGUAUCCGCCAUAAAUUCUGCUACAUUGACAGUUCAUAAAACAACAGAGAAAUCUUUGUCUUCAAGCAAGAUGAGGCGCUGUUCAUCAUUGAGGAAUAUUUCUCUAAUUUCAGCCACUUCGCGUGCCAGAGGCUCACUGCCUUCCAAGAAGGGCUCUUUGACAGACAUGCAUACAGUGACCAAUAGUCAUGCUAAAUAUGGCCCUGUUUCCACUCCUGUUAUUGUACCCAGGGAUGCUCUAGCCCAAACUACUAUUGGAAAAGAAACCACAACUACCAGAACUUCUCAUCUUACAGAAAGCUGCAUGCCAAUUCAUCUGCAGAAGCCAUCAUUGAAUGAUGCAAAUGACAGUUCAGAAGGCUCCAUGGUGAACUGUGGAAGUGCAGAAGAAGAUGAGAAGGACCACGCCAGAAACAUUUCUGGAAACUUUGAAAGAAUCAUGACAUUGGAUCCAUCAUUAGAGUUGAAAGAUGAUAAAUAUGCCGAAACAGUCUGUUCCAGCAAUGAAGCAAGCCCAGUUAAAUACGUUAGAGGAGUUGCUGUUCAACUUGGAAGAACAAGGUCCUUAGUUGAGAGUUGGGAGAAAAGAGAGAAAUCAAACAGUGGCUCGUCAACCAUUGCUUGUUCACCCUCUGAUCCUGUAUCAACAGUGGAGUCUUCACCAUCCUUGUCGAAAGGACAAGAUGAUUCGUCUGCAAGGGACAUGACAAGAGUAGAUGAUGAUUUUAUUCCUGGAGUUCUAUUGCAAAACCAUGAUGUUCUGAUUAAUGUCAUCAAAUCUCGCCUGACAAAGUUGCAGGUAGUGCGACACUUCUGGGAACAAAAUGGCAUUAAAGGUGCAAUCAAUGCGGUUGUGAAACUGCCUGACCACUCAGUUCAAGUUGAUGUGAUCAGUAUUCUUAUAGGGAAAACCAGACUUUUUACCCUUGAUCUCUUCACAUGCUUGCUGCCUAUGCUUGCUGGUUUACUAAACAGCAAGACCGAAAGGCAUAUUACUGUCUCCCUAGAAAUGCUACUGGAGCUAGUAAAAGCAUUUGGACCUGUAAUCAGUUCAACCUUAUCUGCUUCUUUGGUGGGGGUUGAUCUUCAGGCGGAACAGAGCUGGGUGACAAACACAGGUUGGAGCAUUGCCGGCAGUGUUUCAACCAGUUGGAGAAGAUAAAACAAAUCCUUCCUUUUUUAAUUAGGAGUGGAGGGUUGCUAGCGAAGCAUGCUCACAUCUUGAAUGUAGCAUUAGAAGCUCUAUGAUCUUCACUGAUACAACAGAGAAACAAUCAUUUUGACUGCUGACAACAUUGUAACAAGGUGUCUUUUCCAGUUGGAGCUUCAGGGACUUGGCAGCCCGGAUAGAUUCUCAUAUCCAGGAUAUGAUCAAUGUAACAUGUCUGAAGAUUUGGUGUCCUGUGGAUUAACCUUGCUCCAUCCCAUUCUUGCCCAACAUCUCCCAGAGUCUGGGAUUACAAGCCAUCCAGAUGGAGAGUUGAUGUUUCUUUGUUCACUUUCUGUUUUUCCCCUUCAUCAUCACUCGCCCAUUUUUGGUCCUUGUCUUGUGUUUUGUAUUAUAAUAGUGUACCAAAAAGUGUAAUUUCCUUAGACUGCUGGCCAACAUGAUAAUAAUAAUGAAGUAAAGGUUGAAAGAUAUUAAACA